This is a messenger RNA of Guillardia theta CCMP2712, 486 nucleotides long. RefSeq lists its product as hypothetical. The transcript is spliced from 7 exons. The coding region runs from base 77 to 472 and encodes 131 amino acids. Lineage: Eukaryota; Cryptophyceae; Pyrenomonadales; Geminigeraceae. The record is from RefSeq and is a predicted model, not a curated record.
GUCUACCAAUGUACAAACAAGUAGCAGCAAGCAGGACGUCAAGUGGUUUAGCACCGAGCACUUCUUCGCUGCGCCCAUGCCAGACUCGGAGGACAACGAGAAGUUCAACCGCGCAAGCAUGAGCUCGAUCCAGACUACGGCCGACAUGAAGCGAGAGCUGAAGAGCAAGCCCUUCUUGGAGGAGCGACUGUCUCAUGGACGCGACAGUUUACACCCUGAGUCGCACAAGAUGUGUCCUCACUACGUGGUCUUCCUGGAGAAGCGACAGAGCCUCGGGGCAUCGAGCGCGGGGCUCUCGAUGCGGAGCGACAUGGAACAGGUGGUCCCUCGGCCCGGGCCAGACAACCUCUUCGACGCCCUGGCGGUGCUGGCGAUAGAAGUGAAGCUGAGGAACAAGGGGAAGCUCGGGAUGCUCGACCUCAACCACCCGAGUCUCAACCUGAUGUCAUUUGUUCCCGCUGAGCUAGCAUGAAUGGACUGAUUGAC